AUGGAAUCCAAAAACAUGUUCGAUAUGUACUGUGCUCCUGAGGCUCCUGAAGCUCCUGCGAGCAGGCGGCAUCAAGGGGAAAGCAGUAAAGCGCCUCUGGCCAAGAAAAAUCGUACUGCAGACCCUCCAGCAAAUGUACCCUCAACAAAUGCAACACCACCUCCUUCUCCCCUCAAGCGGCGAACUCCGCCUGCUCCAGUUGGGUCGACACCUUCCCCACCAGCUCCAGCUGACCAGACUCAGCAGACUGCCCCUGCUUCCACAGGGGGUGACAUAUCGAGCCAUGCCCUAAGAUCAGCCAAGGACAGGAUGGCAAAAAAUUUGAAGCACAAACGUUGCCGAGAAGCGAUGGCUAGGACAGAGACGAUGGACGUCGAUCAGAUCUUAACCCGCGCUCUAAACGAGCUCUCAAGUGCAAUGAUAACCGUGACUGCCGGCCGUCUCCGCUCGGGCGCCAUAACCGAACAGUCCAAGACUUUCGAGCAACGGCAUGCUGAAGAACUCAAAGCUGCCAAAGAAAAAUAUGUUGAACAGCUUGAGGUGGCCCAAAAGACAAACGCAUCACUACUCGAGGAGAAGAACAAGCUGGCUGAGGAGUUAAGGGAGAAGCAGACUGCUCUAGACAAGGCCGUCGAGCAAAGAGACCAGUUCAAGGAGUCUAACCGCAUCAACUAUCGCGAGGCUAAAAAACUUGAGGAGGACCUGAUUGCGAGCAGACAGGAGACUACAAAGCUAGAAGGCCGGAUCGAGGAACUUGAAAAAGCCAACGCCAGCAAUUUGGAGAGCCUACCUUGUGGAGGUCUCUCGGGUGUCUACGGUAGAUCUGAUCAGUCUCGUGAUGAAGAGAAAGAUUUUCCGAUCUUCCACUUAGAAAGGGAUCGUCACGACAACUAA
This is a messenger RNA of Humulus lupulus (European hop), 894 nucleotides long. RefSeq lists its product as uncharacterized. NCBI's taxonomy places the organism in Eukaryota, Viridiplantae, Streptophyta, Magnoliopsida, Rosales, Cannabaceae. The transcript has 3 exons. The record is from RefSeq and is a predicted model, not a curated record. The coding region runs from base 1 to 894 and encodes 297 amino acids.